AUGAAGGCUUACGCCGCACUCGCGGGCCUCACGGUCGCAACAUUGAUCGAAGCGAUCCUGAUUCCCCAAUUUGUUCCUUUUCUGCGACCUUUUGGUGGAGUAAUGCGGAUGCUUUGUCAAUUCUUGCUCUUCAAUGCUAUCGCUUUACUCUUCUAUUUGAUCAUAAUAUACCCGCGAUUCAUUUCUCCUCUGCGGAAUGUGCCUGGACCGUCGGGUGGACAUCUCUUUACCGGGCAAUUUGUUCCGAUUCGACUAAGCUCGCCACCAGGUGCGCAGCUCAGCAAAUGGAUGGAAACGAUACCCAACGAGGGUCUCCUCCGAGCACGUUACAUCCUGGGCGCAGACGCGAUAAUUCCGACAAAUGAGGCCAUGAUCAAGACCAUUCUCCACGACAAUGCCUAUGACUACGAGAAGCAACCCCGAGUGACGAGCAUGUUCAGACAAGUUCUUGGCGGAGGUCUGCUCCUGUCAGAGGGCGAUGACCAUAAAUCUCAGAGAAAGCAGAUGGCCUCGUCGUUCUCAAUUCAGGUCACUCGAGACUUGUACCCUCUCAUCUGGGCCAAGGCGCUGGAAUUGAUCAGCAUGAUCAAGGAAGAAGUUCCCAAGGCCGAAUUCGACUUUACCACUUGGUGUACUCGCGUCACUUUGGACAUCAUGGGUACAGCAGGCUUUGGCAAGGACUUUGAGUCACUCAAAAAGAACCGACACGACCUGAUCGUGCAGGACUACCAAGCUCUGGUCAAGCCUUCGUCGAAUGUGUUCGUGCUCUUCAUGCUGGGAAUUGUCUUUGAUCCUGAAAUUCAAGCCCACAUCCCUGGACUCAGUGCGGCCAAGGAGAUGGCUAGAAUCUCGGCACAUCUACUGGGUUGGGCACAAGACAUGGCUGCACAGCGACGAGCAGAGCUUGCCAAUACGCGCACUGCUGAACUUGAGCGCAACAAGCGGAGGGAUAUUCUUUCUUUGCUGAUUCGAAAUUCGAAUUUGUCUGAUCGCGAUCUCGCGAAUCAAGCUUUGACAAUGAUGGCUGCAGGUCACGAAUCCACGUCCCUCACCGUCGCCUGGUGCAUCUAUCUUCUUGGAGAGAAUCCCAUCAUACAAGACCAACUUCGCGCCGAGAUCCGCGCCCACCUACCAUCACCUCGCGGUCCUGCCGGCGAGCGUCUCACAGCGGCAAUGAUCGAUCCCUUGGCACUUCUAAACGGUGUCACCAACGAAACUUUGCGCUUGUAUCCGACGAUCCCUGUCACGACUCGCAAGGCAGUUCGGGACACACGAGUCGGGCCACACGAGGUUCCAGCUGGAACCACUGUAUUCAUCUCUCCAUGGGCCAUCAAUCGCUCGACGAGCAUCUGGGGCGAAGACGCCGAAGAGUUCAUUCCACAGAGAUGGAUCGACAAGAACGGCAGGCCGAACAAGACGGCUGGCUUGAAGAACAACUAUAACAUCAUGACAUUCUUGCACGGCCCCAGAGCUUGCAUUGGCCAAGACUUUGCUCGGGCACAACUGAAGUGCCUUGUUGCAGCGAUCGUUGGAAGAUAUGAGAUUCGAAUCACAAGGAAUAAGAGCAAGUAUUAUCCUGCUGGCAUUUACACCACUAAGGCCGCGAACGGAAUGUGGUUACAAUUCGACGAGGUCGAGGGUUGGUGA
This is a messenger RNA of Dissoconium aciculare CBS 342.82, 1647 nucleotides long. Its product is annotated as cytochrome P450 3A4. The record is from RefSeq and is a predicted model, not a curated record. Gene Ontology annotation, molecular function: heme binding; iron ion binding; monooxygenase activity. The transcript has 2 exons. Lineage: Eukaryota; Fungi; Ascomycota; Dothideomycetes; Mycosphaerellales; Dissoconiaceae. Bases 1 to 1647 code for a protein of 548 amino acids.